This is a messenger RNA of Bipolaris maydis ATCC 48331, 1206 nucleotides long. RefSeq lists its product as uncharacterized. The record is from RefSeq and is a predicted model, not a curated record. NCBI's taxonomy places the organism in Eukaryota, Fungi, Ascomycota, Dothideomycetes, Pleosporales, Pleosporaceae.
AUGACGGGCGACACCUACAUCGAAAAGGCCCCCGAAUCCCCAGCAUCCCAAGCCAACACAGAUGCGACUCUAGCUGAGGAGUUUGUUGAAACCGCCGACGACACCCACUCCACGAUCCAUCCGUCCGUGCGGACAGAUUCGAUUGAUAUCGAGAGUGCACAGCCUCAAGGGAAGGAAAAACGCCCCAAACUGCUCCAACGGAUAACGGUGCCUUUUCGUUCGGCACCUGAACCGGAAUAUGUGACUGAAAAUAGAACGCGCAAGUUGGAGGAGACGCCCAAUGGAUUUCCCAGACUCGCUGCAUUCCAAGCAAGCGAACCAAAUUUCUCCCUAUACCGCUCUUUCAGCUACUUACACUCACGCGUUCUGCUUGACCUACAAGAUCAAAUCACUUGUCUAGAGAAGGAGCUGGACGAAAUUGAUUGGGAAGACCAUGACGAAGAUGCCGACCGUUUGAAGUCAAGAGACUAUGAUGUUCAACAGCCUGAUGGAGAAGGGGAGCCACGUACCCGCCGAGUUAUACUUCGUGAGAUCCAGUCGAAGCUAUUAGAAUAUGACGAGGUCCUCAUCAAGGCAAGGACACUAGAGUCGUUCCAAAGACCUUCAGACCGCAACUACCGCAGCGUCCGGCGCUAUUGUCACAACCAAAAGCCACUCAUGGACGCUGAAAUGGACUCUAUCCGCACCAAGGAAGACAUUGUCUCACUGCACAACGGCCGUGAAUGGGCUACUUUUGACGGUGGCGUGGAGACAGUAAUUGGCCAAAUCGACCGCCUUCUGCAAAAGGUCUUUCGAACCGAAUCUUUGCCACUCCAGAAAUACUUUCGCACACCAGAGGCCCAGGAGAAAACAACAAACCCCUACGUGUCUUUCUACAGCAGCUCCCGCAUCGACAAACUCGUCAACGUACUCAUUACCGUGGUUAUCUUUUGUCUCCUCGUCGUCCCCGUAGUUACCAUGUACCAGCUCACCAGUACCGCUGCACAUGAGCCCAGUCCUACUGACAAGAACGCUGCUGCUGCCGUGGAUAUAAAUAAGAGGGAUACCUUCAAUGCUGUUGGUGUUUUAAUGGUUUUCACACUGCUGUUUAGUGCGGCGAUGAGUUUGCUCACCAAAGCGGCUAGGCACGAGCUGUUUGCCGCGUCUGCAGCUUAUUGCGCCAUCUUGGUUGUAUUUAUAGGGAAUUUUACGGGACCUGGGAAUUGA